GCAGACGCCCUCUAUCGCCUAUGAAGAUUAAGCAGCUGUCGUAGAUGUUAUGAAGAAAAUCGGCUUGAAAAGAUGAAUAAAAUUAGUAUGACAUGCUUAAUCACUGUCUCCAUCUUCCUAUUGAUCAAUUUAUCUCAUUCUUAUACUGAAUUUUCACCCGGAUAUAUAAGCAAACGUGGAAAAAGAUCAUCAAUCGAACCCACCUGUCCCUCUAAAAUAGAAGAACGAAAAAUCAUACAAACUACAAAGUCUAUCAAAAAUGGAGCACUAUUUAUACCUCUAAAAGUAAAAAUAAAAUCACAAUCAGAUUGCUUAAGAGAAUGCUGCCAAAGGCCAAACUGUUCCUUGGCUGUUUUCAGAGUCCAGGGUUCUCCAUCUUGCUAUCUAUUCAAUUGCGGAAAACCUGAUAAAUGUAAAUUGGCGGACAAUGCUAAAUUUUCUGUUAUAAGAAGAGUAAAUAUAGUCGAUCACGAAUCUGAAUUGGAGGGUUUGGCGCAAAAAACAAAAAGUAUACCAACUACGACAACUACAACUACUUCACAACCAACAACAACUACGAGAAAACAAUUGGUUGGUUUAUACGGAAAUUGUAAUACCGACAAGGAUUGCGCCACUCCGAGCACAAUAUGUUUAAGCGGAUAUUGUCAAUGUCGACAAAACUAUCAUCCGAAGGAAGGAUAUUGUCGUCAAACUUGCAAUCGAUAUCAAUUUGAAUGUAGAAAUGCUGGUCAACCAUUAAUGACACCUCAAUGCGUAGCAACAUAUAAUGUAUGUGAUGGGAUAGCUCAUUGUAAAGAUGGCUCUGACGAAGAAAACUGUCGUCCAACGACUUCUUCAAUCGAUGAUUUACUAAAGUUUUUUGAACAAGUAAUAAAACACACUACCCAUCAACCAGAACAAAUACCAUUUUUACGCCCAGUUAAUCCGAAUGCGCAAUUGCCUCAUGGACGAAAGGUUUACAGACCAAUUGUUAUGAAAACUGAAAAACCGCCUACUUAUCCUCCAUCCAUUCAAUCUCCUCAACUUAUCACACAACCGCCAACAGAGAAAAAAAUAAACAACGUUCAAAAACAGCAAGAGAAUGUUGAUAUACCUAAUCAGGAAGAAAAUGAUCAAGUUAAUACUAAUAACCAAAAUGAAGACAACUUAUCUAAAAUAGCUGAAAAUGAGAAUAAUAGGGAUAGGGGAAGAGAAAAUCAAAACAAAAUAUAUCAACAAAAAGCUCCAGAACGUAAACCACAACCCACCUUUGUUCAACAAAAGUUCCCUACAAAUUCGAAUAAUGAUAACCUAGAUGCUUUCCCAGGGAGAUCUCGCCAACAAUUUAAUAAUAAUCGUCGAUACGAUCCUCGUUACUGGGCAUAUAUAUAUCAAAAUCCGCGCAGACCUAUCCAGAAUUAUUACGACGCAGUGGAUUAUGAUAUAGAUUAUUCAGGAAAAAUGAAACAAAGUCAAACUAUAAAAAAACCUGAUGGUCAUGAAGCCUCAAUGACAAGACCAAAAUCUCAUGGUAGUGACAAUACUGAUGACAAUGAGCAGAGUAAACCCAGUACAACAAAAAUACCUGUUGAAAUUAAACAAACAAAGGCAAAAACUGAGGCUUUUAAAUCAACUACAAAGAGUCUAAUUGAAGCGAAAUCACUUGUAGACGUUACGACUAGAGCAGUUAAAAAUGUUUCCAAAGUACGGAUAGAAAAUGAUCAUCAGAGCCAAAGUGUUAAAGGAGCAGUUAUAGCUCUAUGCCUGGGCCUAAUUAUUACUUCGAUUCUUCUAUUUUUCAUUGCUUUUAAAUUAAGGAGAUCAGUUAGAAGAUAUAGAAAAGCUAGGCACUUGAACGGGGGUGGAGCUGUCGACGCUGAUUAUUUGGUUAAUGGAAUGUACUUAUAG
This is a messenger RNA of Dimorphilus gyrociliatus, 1887 nucleotides long. Lineage: Eukaryota; Metazoa; Annelida; Polychaeta; Dinophilidae. The record is from the annotation of a GenBank genome assembly.